AUCUAUUAACUUUAUAUUUUAUAGUCUGUAUACUUUUUGGACUGUGGAACAUCAUCGGUAUUCUGCUGCUCAAUGUUUCCUGCCUAAUCUCAGGUAUCAUACAAAUGGUGGUUGGUUUUAUAGUGAUGGCACUGGAAGCGCCAUGUUGCUUCUUUUGCAUAGACUAUGUAAACGAUGUGGCUACUCAAGUAGAACAACGCCCAUUAUGGAAUCGGGCUGCCUUCUACUGCGUGAUCGCUAUACCGCCAAUAAUUUUAUGCCCAGGACUGGGUAGUAUUUUCGCAUGUGGUCUUGUAUUUGGCACUGGUGUGAUAUAUGGUCUCAUGGGACUAGGUAAAAAGGCUUCCGCGGAAGAAAUGCGCCAAGCUGCUGUUCAAUCAGGCUUAGCGGGCACACCAGGCGCCACAACGAAUGAUCGCGCCAGUAUUGUGAACAAUGCUCAACCAUUUUCCUUCACCGGCGCGGUAGGCACAGACAGUAAUGUGUGAUACUGUAAACUUGACUGUAAAAUUCAAACAAACCUUUGGGAGCGUUGCACAGAGAAACAUUUGGCAAAUGCAAAAAAUAUAACUAGGUUUGUUGUCGCGAUCAGUUCCCGUUAUCAGCGUACAUUGUUUACGUAUACUAUGUAUGCAUUGCCAGAGUGCCUCCAAAUUUGUUAAAAAAAAAACUAAGAGUAAAGAAUUGAAAUGGGAAAUUUUACAUGCAGUGUAAUUCACUGUGGCAUCAGAGUGAAUGAUGAUUUCGAGUGAAUUGUCUCAGCCAACACCGAUUAUUAGCGCCUUCAUUGGUUUCUAAGGAUUAUGUUAUUAACGGUUGGCUUGCUAAAUACUACUAUCAUAUGCAUAUAAUAUGAUUUAUUUCAAAUUAAAGUAACGAGGAUGGUGAAAUAUGGUUUGCAUCUACUUUUUAAAUAUAAAUUCUUAAUAUUCAUUUGUUUAUUAUUUUUCUUUUUGUCUAGAUAUCUUAAAUUUAAGCUAUUUAUUGCAUCAGACAUACGCUAACACAAGAAAAUGUACUUCGUCUGCUUAUUUGUACUGAUAUGUUUGCUAGUUCUUUUGUACUCGUAAUGAAAAUACUUAUUUGUGGCAUUCCAUUGUGCAGUGAAGCGCUUGUAAAAUUAAAAGAUUGAUAGAAAGACGUUAUCGAAUUUCGUGCUGUAUUU
Messenger RNA from Rhagoletis zephyria (snowberry fruit fly), 1165 nucleotides. It is a transcript of the gene fwe, whose product is annotated as calcium channel flower. Lineage: Eukaryota; Metazoa; Arthropoda; Insecta; Diptera; Tephritidae. The record is from RefSeq and is a predicted model, not a curated record. Gene Ontology annotation, cellular component: membrane. Gene Ontology annotation, biological process: vesicle-mediated transport.